AUGACCACUCAACCAGUACCUCGCUUCGAAGACUUGCCACUGCGCGAAGGUGACCCGCCGUUCUCUGCGUGGGGUCUUUGGGAAAACUCGCAACUGGGCGCUUUGAACUACCUGACCGAUGAGAAUGUUCUCAAGGCCGCGAAAGAGAUACAGACUGGCCAGCGUGUCGGAUUGAACCCGGCGUUACUCGGGCGUGCCGGUUUCGAAAAGAAAAUGGUGAACAAAGCCCCGAGAAUCGUGAAUGACGACGUCAUCACCUUCAAUACACAGGGGAGCGCGCAAUGGGAUUCGUUCAGACAUUUUGGGUACCAACAGGAAAAGAAAUUCUACAACGGAGUGACGCAGGCCGACAUCCACAGCGCGAACGACACUACUAUCAACGGAAUAGAUGCUUGGGCUGAGCGAGGUAUUGCAGGUCGCGGCGUCCUAGUCGACUAUUUCAGCUGGGCGCAGGAGAAGGGAAUCCAGUACGAUACGACCCAAAGGCAUCCGAUCAGUCUCGACCACGUGAAGACGAUCUUGGAAGAGAAGAGUGUCCAGAUACGCGCUGGUGACAUUCUUUUCCUCCGUACAGGAUUCGUCCAAGGCUAUUCCAAGCUUGAGGCUAGAGCUCGCGAAGAGUACAAGUCCGGACACAGUUGGCCUGGGCUGGCACAGUCCAAGGAUACGCUGAAGUGGCUCUGGGAGCAGCAGUUUGCAGCAGUCGCAGCAGAUAACCCUGCCUUUGAAGUUUUCCCACCCGUCGAGCCAGACUUCUUGUGCCAUCCCGUGUUAUUAUCUGGCUGGGGCACUCCGAUUGGCGAGCUGUUCGAUCUUGAGGGCCUGUCUAAGAUCUGCAAGCGGUUGGGUCGUUGGACUUUUUUCCUUUCAAGCGCGCCGUUAAAUUAUAGGGGAGUGGUGGCGAGUCCACCAAAUAUCAUAGCGUUCUUCUAGGACAUAGGGCGGAGAUACGAAUACCACUGGUGGUGCAAGCGAUCCUUU
Trematosphaeria pertusa is the source of this 981-nucleotide messenger RNA. RefSeq lists its product as uncharacterized. NCBI's taxonomy places the organism in Eukaryota, Fungi, Ascomycota, Dothideomycetes, Pleosporales, Trematosphaeriaceae. The record is from RefSeq and is a predicted model, not a curated record. Gene Ontology annotation, molecular function: arylformamidase activity. The transcript has 5 exons. The coding region runs from base 1 to 933 and encodes 310 amino acids.